This is a messenger RNA of Ectocarpus sp. CCAP 1310/34, 1195 nucleotides long. The record is from the annotation of a GenBank genome assembly. NCBI's taxonomy places the organism in Eukaryota, Phaeophyceae, Ectocarpales, Ectocarpaceae.
AUGAUGAGGGGAGACAAUGUGUCGGCGGUAUCAUGGGUGAACAGAUGCGGGGGCUCGAGAGACAGGCGAGCGGGACUGCUCAUGAGGCUGCUUGGCCGCAUGGAGAUUGAAAACGGAUGGUGUCACGUGGCGAAACACAUCCCAGGACGCGAGAAUACCCUCGCGGACGGGAUAUCUAGAUGGAAGUCAGAGGACGUAGAAGUCAAUGUGGAAAGACUCACGCACAGUAAUAACUGGCGAAUGCAAGACAUCGGAGACACCGCAAGAGAAACAAUUGAAAUGAUACUGCAAGAGAAACUCCAGAACCAAAGAAUGGAUGGCCUCGUAUGGAGCCGCAUGGCAAGUGUGUAAAGAGAAGACGUGAUCAGAGAAAGAAGAGAACGAUGAGCAAAAGAACUAAAGAAGGUGCAAUGACUCUAAUGUGUUCAAGUACAGGAAGCGAACACGGGACGAAGGGAACGAGCGACGAAGGCGAAAGGCUCCUCAGGAUCAUGGAGCACGGAUCCCUGAACGCGAGCACGCUGAAAGGAUACCACAGCAAGUGGGACACGUGGACAGCUGAAAGAGCAAAAGCGAAUCUGAGUCCAUGGUUGUACGAGGAGGACGGUGUGAAUAGCGCAGUAAGAGAGCUGACUGCUGUGUUUAUGGCGUCGAGGUGUUUAGUGUACAAGAACCAGAGCCAAACGAUGAAGGGAUACCUCGCGGCUAUCCAGUAUUUCCAUAAACUGUACGCAGGCUGGGAGCUGCCCACGUCGCACUUCAGAGUAGUAGCUGUCGCGAACGCAAUAGACCGACUGCAUGCGAGGGCAGAGACUAAACCGUUGGUAAGGUAACCGCUCACCGUGCUGAUGAUUAUAGCGAGGAGAGAAAGAGCGCAGACGGAUGCUUUCAGACUAGUGACGUGGAUGGGGAUCGCUCUCUCGUAUUUCUUGCUGUGCCGAGCGUCUGAGCUGUGGGCCUACCACAACGGCUUAGUACACGCCGAUUUUUGUCUCACGAGAGGGAACCUCGUAUUCUUCGAAGGAUCGUGUCAGCUAGCGUGGGACGAAAGAAGGCGGGCAGACAGAGUAGAGGUGACUUUCCGCGCAUCGAAAGCGGACCAAAAGAGGCGAGGCGCGGUAGUGACGAGAGAGAGCGUAAUACGGGACGAGGAAGGGGGACAGAUGGCUGAGAAAAUAGGGGCGCUAGAGAUUUU